Molecule: messenger RNA, 1056 nt
Organism: Brenthis ino (lesser marbled fritillary)
Lineage: Eukaryota; Metazoa; Arthropoda; Insecta; Lepidoptera; Nymphalidae
Source: the annotation of a GenBank genome assembly
AUGUUAUUUGCAAGUGUUUUACAGAAAAACAAAAAGAAAAAGAAAGUUAAAACUAAGAAAAUAGUUCCAAUAACAACAAUUGAUUUAAAAAUGUGCAGAAUUUGCAAUGAAGAAAAAGGUGAAAUCCCAAUAUUCGAUAAUUUUACUCAUCCACAUAUACCAGAAGAGAUUAAACAUUUUUCAGGAGUAUCUAUGAAUAGAGCAGAUGAUUUGCCUAAACUUAUGUGUCAAAACUGUUUAGACCUUUUGAAUGGAUGUAUUGUUUUUAGGGAUAUGUGCCAAACAAAUAACAAACUGAUGAUAGAACUUACUAUAAAAAAAGAAGCAGAAAUUAAUAAUGAAGAAGAAAAUGCUCAUUACAGUGAUGACUCAUUUAACAUUCCAUCCCCAACUUUUUCGGAAGAUAAUUCAGAGAUAUGGGGAUGCACAACAUGUAACAAAGAAUUUUUUGAUAUGGGGACAUAUAAUAUGCAUUUACCAGAAUGCAAUAGACAAAUAACUGAUGUGCCUAAGCCUCAAGAUAAGAAAAGCAAAAAGAAUUUUUUAUGUGAUAUUUGUGGAAAAACCACCAAUUCCAAUGCCAAUCUUUUAAUUCAUAUGGGUAUACACGAAAAUGUAUUUCCAUUUAAAUGUGAAGAGUGCCCAUACCAAGGGAGAACAAUGGAUCUGUUGAAAGUGCACAAGAGAACACAUAUGGCCGACAAGCCUUUCAAGUGCACUCAGUGUCCAAAGUCAACAACGACAUCUAGUAAUUUAGCAAAACAUAUGAGGCAUGUACAUAGUACUACUAGACCCUAUAAGUGUACUUAUUGUGAUAAGGCUUUUUCAUACCAACACGACAUGAAAAGGCAUAUACGAGACAUACAUCUUAGACAAGGCACGGUGGAAUGCGAUGUGUGUUUCAAAAAAUUUAAUACUAAGAAAAUAUUACAAGGACAUCGAUGGAAAAUCCAUAAAAUCAAAGGGGAGAGACAUGGACGCCUACCGUCGUAUUUACAAUGUCAACAAGAGGAACAGACUGAUAAUAAAUCUAAUGAAUGCGAGUCAAUAUACCAA